AUGGGACAAGGUCACAGUGCACUCCAAACGUGCAUCAAUGGCAUUGCCAACGGCCGCUCUGGCUUCGCAGCAUAUCCCAGUCAACCUCUUUACCAAUUAGCAUGGGUCAAGCCGUACAACCUCGAUAUCAAGGUGCAUCCCGAGGCCGUUGUGCGGCCCAAGGACUCCAACGACGUUGCCGAGGUGAUCAAGUGUGCGACACAGAACGGGUAUAAGGUGCAGGCCAAGUCAGGAGGACAUUCGUUCGGGAAUUACGGCCUAGGGGGAGGUCAAGAUGGAGUGAUUACCAUCGACCUUGUCAAUUUCCAGCAGUUCUCCAUGGACAACAAGACAUGGCAAGCUACAAUAGGUGCUGGCAGCCAUCUGGGAGAUGUCACGGAUAGGUUACAUGAUGCGGGCGGCCGGGCCAUGGCUUAUGGCGUAUGUCCGGACGUGGGUAUUGGUGGACAUGCUACCAUUGGUGGUCUUGGCCCAAUGUCGCGCAUGUGGGGAAGCGCCUUGGAUCACAUCGUCGAGGUGGAAGUGGUCACUGCUGAUGGCAAAAUUCAGCGCGCGAGCGAGACUCAAAAUUCUGACCUGUUCUGGGGCCUUCGAGGCGCCGCCUCCAAUCUUGGCGUCAUCACCGAGUUCGUUGUCCGCACGCACCCCGAGCCCGCCAACGUCGUCCAGUACAGCUACACCUUCAUCUUUGGCAAAUCCGCCGAUGUCGCCUCGACCUACUCAGCCUGGCAAGACCUCAUCUCCGAUCCCAAACUCGACCGUCGCUUCGGCACCGAAUUCAUUCUCAACCCCACCGGCGCCAUCAUCACCGGCACCUUCUACGGCACCGAAGCCGAGUACCGCGCCAGCGGUAUUCCCGACCGCCUCCCCGGCAAGCAGGACCUGGUAGGUAACAACGACUGGCUCACGGCUUUCGCCCACGACGCCGAAAACGAAGCCCUGUACCUAUCCGGCCUCGCCACGCCGUUCUACUCCAAGUCCCUCGCCUUUCGCCGCGAAGAGCUGAUCAACACCACCGGCAUCGCCGACAUUUUCAAAUGGACCGACUCCCAAGACAAGGGCACCCCGCUCUGGUUCAUCAUCUUUGACGCUACCGGUGGCGCUGUCGCUGAUGUGCCUAUGAACGCCACGGCUUAUUCGCAUAGAGACAAGGUCCUGUUCUACCAGAGCUAUGUCGUCGGGUUGCCGCUUAGUAAGAAGUCGAAGGGGUUCCUGGAGGAUUUCCAUAACCAGAUCACCAAGUGGACGGGCGCGUUCGGGACGUAUGCGGGGUAUGUUGAUCCGGAGCUGAAAGAUGCGCCGGAGCAGUAUUGGGGGAGUAAUUCUAAGGAGUUGAGGAGGGUGAAGAAGGUGUGGGAUCCCAAGGAGGUGUUUUGGAAUCCGCAGAGUGUUAAGCCUGCUGAGUGA
Neurospora tetrasperma FGSC 2508 is the source of this 1407-nucleotide messenger RNA. RefSeq lists its product as uncharacterized. NCBI's taxonomy places the organism in Eukaryota, Fungi, Ascomycota, Sordariomycetes, Sordariales, Sordariaceae. The record is from RefSeq and is a predicted model, not a curated record. The transcript has 5 exons. The coding region runs from base 1 to 1407 and encodes 468 amino acids. Gene Ontology annotation, molecular function: FAD binding; oxidoreductase activity.